AUGUACUUCCAUUCACUUGUACUCACAGCUCUAUGCUUAUCAGUCUUCAGUUCUGCUUUGGAGCAGAGGACUGAUGUUGACUUGACUAUUCUGACGGAUAAUGAUUUACAUGGGAACAAGACUCAGCGACUGGGUGCCGCAAUUUUGAUUGGCACUAUAGGGACUUACGAAGAUGCCGUAUAUAUAUGCGAAGGCCUUCACGAGAAGCUUUGGUCGCCUGCUCUAGGUGGGUUCCAAGCUGGCCUGAACAACUCUCUGUCCUACGAAGCGUAUCUCAAGGACAAGAACAACUCCGAAAGCGUCUACUGGAUCCAGCGUACCACGAACUCGACUUCAUGCUCGACUAUAUCAACCAACGGCACUGUACAAGAGAGCUCUUGCAGUCAGCUAUUGCCAGCGCUCUGCACUCAGUCUGCACCCAUGGCGUACCCAGCAUGGGCCGAUACGUCUCCAAACUACCGUGUCUCACAAAGGGUUGGAGAGCAAACAUUGACCGGCUUUAGAGACUUUCAUACAUUUCGCUUUCACGGUGUCCGCUUCGCGGAACCUCCGAAGAGAUUCGAAUUCUCUACAAUGUAUGAAGGGUAUGGACAUGCUGACGCCCUGGAGUACGGAAACGAUUGCGUUCAAGCACCGAUGCCAUACCUCGGUACCAUGAGCGAGGACUGCCUUUUCAUGAACAUUUGGACGCCGUACCUGCCUUCAACCUUGACCCAAAAAGUGGCCAAGAAGAAACUGAAGCCCGUCAUGUUCUGGAUAUAUGGUGGUGGGAACGUCGAAGGCUCUGGCACUGACCCUGAAAAGGAGGGUGGCCAGCUAUCGUCGCGCGGCGGUGUCGUCGUGGUCGAGUUUAGUUAUAGGCUGGGAGCUCUGGGGUGGAUGUCGUUCGACGAUGGGGUUCAUAAUGGGAACUACGGGGUCUCAGACAUGCUGAAUGCUCUCAAGUGGACACACAAAUAUAUCAGUGCUUUUGGUGGGGACCCCGAUCGCAUCACCAUCUUCGGGGAAUCGGCUGGUGCGUUAGGUGUACGUACGCUAUUGACGUCUCCGUUGUCAAGAGAUCUAGUCUUCGGGGCAAUCAUGCAGAGUUUUCCGGCUGGAAUACUUGAUAAUGGAAGAUAUGGAGGAUGGUCGAACUUUUCCGAACCACUACGAUGUUAUGAGAGGUUUACGAAGACCAUCGUCAAUGACAGCGGGUGUGGCAAUGUUACAGACGAGGUUGCCUGCAUGAGGGAAGCCGAUCCGUAUAAGUGGGUUGAACCAGGACAAAGGCAAUCGCACUUACCGACUCGAGAUGGUGUAAUCAUUCCAUACACCGGGCUGCCUGUAUCGGGACCACUUGCGACCCCUCGAAAGACAAGAUUGGCCGUUGGCACAACACGAGAUGAGGCUGCAGGUUCUAUACCAGACAAUCUUCCGUUGAAUUUCACGCAGCAAAUGGCUCUCCUGGGUACCGUAUUGGACAUAAAUCUGGUCUUUCUAGCGAGCGAUCCUUCAUUCAAUCCAGAACUAGGUCCUGGGUGGGCCGACAUUUCGAACGAGGAAAAGUCAGGUCGGCUUUUUAAUGCAACCCAGCGUAUCAUCACCGAUGGCUCAUUCACAUGCCUUGCAACGGCAACCGCGUAUUCCGCAGCUAGAAAUAAUGUCUUCGAAUCUGUGUAUCAGUUCAGUUUCAACAGAACGUACGUUGCACCUUCAGAAGCGACACUUGAGAAGCAAGAACUUUGUGGUAGAUUUAAGCCCAAACCCGAUUCUGAGGAGUACUAUAAAUGCCAUGCUGCCGAAAACCCUGUUGUGCUUGGGAAUGUGGGGUUUCUGGGCUGGCCCGAUCGAGACGGGACCGAUAUCAGUUAUUCGCGACUAAUUGUUGAUUAUUGGAGUUCAUUCGCUCGAACAGGUGAGAUGAGAAUCGAUAUGGAGUACUUAAGAGCGAGAGGCUUCCACUCUACCGAGAAACAACUCUCCGAUGCUGGGUCGUGGGACACGGUGAAUGCAAACCCUGGUCGAGGCCAUAGAAUUAUGAAUCUUCAAUGGUCCGGGCAAGCAGUGUCGGAGUGGUCGGAGGAACAAGCAAACGCAUGUAGAAAGCUCGGGUUUCCUCAAGACUAUUAUGAGAGUGUUGACUAUCUGGCAAAGUAG
Molecule: messenger RNA, 2139 nt
Organism: Aaosphaeria arxii CBS 175.79
Lineage: Eukaryota; Fungi; Ascomycota; Dothideomycetes; Pleosporales
Product: alpha/beta-hydrolase
Exons: 3
Coding region: 1-2139 (712 amino acids)
Source: RefSeq, a predicted model, not a curated record